AGCAGGUCUUCAGCUGCGAAAACAAAACAAGCAGGAACUGCGGCUGGUGGGCGGCAGUGCCAUGGACGAGCUGGUGCACGACCUGGCAUCGGCACUGGAGCAGACAUCAGAGCAGACCAAGUUGGAGGAGCUGUGGGAGGAGAUGGUGCUGAGCCCGCUGCAGCAGCGCCGGCAGGUCCGCCGCCGGCGGGGCCGCAAGCGCCGCUGCGACUCCUCCCUGCACCCGCUGGAGCACGGCCGCUGCCUGAGCGAGGCGUCCGAGUCCAGCCUGGACGAGGCGGCCAAGGACUGCCGCGAGAACGCUGCCGCCGCCGCCAACUACAGCGACUCGGACGACAUGGUGGUGGCCAAGCGCCGGCCCUCCUUCACUGGCGGCGGGGGCGGGGCCUCCCUCAAGACCAAGCAGCACUCGUGGCCCGAGUCGGACUCCUUCACGGAGAACACGCCCGGACGGCCCCUGCGGAGGCGCCGCAAGGUCAAGCGCAUGACCUCCGACGUGACGGUCAGCCUGCAGCAGAAGCUUAAGGUGUCGGAGCUGGACGGCGACCGGGGCAGCAACCACAAGUCGGCCAAGAAGCAGCGGCUGUCCAAGCUGAAAAAAGGGGGCGGGGCCUGGGCGGGGGCGGGGCGGGAGGUGGGCGGUACCGGUGGCGUGGGGCUCGUGUCCGAGGAGUGCUGGAAGGACAAGAUUGUGUUCGAGGCCAAGGAGCAGAGAGAGGCGUCUGAUGAAAACAUGUCUGAAUGUGAAACCAGCAGUGUAUGUAGCAGUGAUCCCGGACUUUUCACUAAUGAUGAGGGGAGACAAGGUGAUGACGAGCAGAGCGACUGGUUCUUCGAGGGGGAGUGUGGCCCGGGGAUGGGGGUCCCGAAUCUGCUGUCGGGCUGGGAUACAGACACUCAGCCCGAGCUGGACGCGCUGGACUCGGGCCUGGACAAGCUGUCCUCACCCACAUUCCUGCAGCCAGCCCGGCCCUCUCAGAGGGGGUACCACGCCCGUCUGAACCGCCUGCCCGGAGUGGCUGCCCGGUGCAUCAGGAAGGGCCGGAGGAGGCUCCCCGGCAAGGACAGCGGUGUGGCAGCCAUGUCUGUGGAGAGGAUGAAGCACUUCUCCCAGGACCCCUAUCAGACAGAUUUUUGGCUGCCAUCAAUUGGGAAGCGAGACUGGCACCAGUUUAACCCGCUGUCUCCACUCUACCCGAUGGAUAUGGUAUGUGAUGGCUCCCACAGAAGGUGCUCCUCCUCCAUCUGCAAAAACAGACAGACGAGUGUUCAUUUGGGACUACUCUGCACAGGAGACAUUAAGAGGAGGAGGAAGACCACGGCAGUGCCCAGUGCAGCCACAGCGUGCAUCCCCUUCCAGGAGGACAGCCUGAGUGAGGCGGCGGAGGGGGCCAGGAGCGAGCCCCAGGCGCUGGCCACGGAGGCCUCAGAGAAGCAGGACUUCAUCAAGCCUGGGACCUUCUUCGGCACCCAGAGAGAACAAGAGGAGGACUGAGGGGGUCGGAGGGGCGGGGCGUUCUCUUCUGGGCACCCCAAACCGGAGAGGUGCUACUCUGGGUGGUGGAGAUGGGGGUUAAGAGAUAGAUCCAAAUUACUCCUCAUAAGAACAGCAAGUAUUCAAAAUGAUUAAAAAAACAACAACAAGAAAAGACACAGGGACUCAAAUUUGCUGCUCUUUGUCUGCUCCGCACUGAAACAACCCUUUCCACGCGGCACUUAAAGAAAGGAGAGGAAAAAAAAUGUUAAUGCAAUCAAGCCCUGUUAAUCACCUCUCUCUCAGUCAUUUCCAUGAGCGGCGAGGAGGUUUCAAGGGCUACUAACGAAGUAACCUCGGCUUGGCCGUGCGGCUUGUGGCUUACAGAGGCCACCCCCCCGCCCCCACGCGCCUAAACAAUUACGCCCCAGUUUGAGUUUGCUGUGCGUUUUCGUCUGCAGGGACACUAAAACGCCAGGGAGGAGGCACUUGAAAGCUGCAUACGUCAAACCAACAGGUACCGCGGCGCGCUAACACACAGAUACCAGGCCAUCAGAAGGCCGCGCUACCUCCUGCUGGUCGGGUUCAGAGACGCACCUUCCGAAAGUGGGCCCUACAAAGAACAGGCCUCCUAUUAGCAUGGAUUUGAAAAUCUACACACAGCACAAAGGCUCUCAUUAGCACAACAGAGGGAGUCUGUGUUUUGGUCCCUCCAGGGUAGUCCUUUUUCCUGCGCUCACCUUCUAUAUUCAAAUUUCCCCCCACAUUAAAGUGGGCGACAGCGAAUCCUCAAAAAUGGAUUUCCAACAUUAAAGCGGCGAGUAAUGUUUGUUGGUGUGCGCAGGGCCGAGUGGCGAGCGCUUCCUCUCACCUGCUGGCCUCAUUUGUGCCUGUCUUGGCGUAUGUUACAUAAACCGGAGGGGGGCCAGAUUCACCGCGUGAUGUGCUCCCCCCGUCAUCCUCUCCCAUUCAGACGAAGGUAGUCUUUCCUUACAGUCGCACCUCUAUACGUCCAGUCUUUGAACUUAGAGGCAAUUUGGAGAUGCCGUUGUAAAACGAAAGCAGCGAUUGCAGCAGGUCAGUAUUGUCUGACUGGUGAGCUGGUCCGGGUUUUCGGUGCAAUCUGGCUCAAUAUGUACGCGUAGCUUUAAAAUAUGGAAAUGUACCAAUCGAGCAUAUCUGUGCACUACAGGCGACAUUAGAGAGCCGAUCAGGAGACUCCGCAGAGGGGCGAUGAGAUUGGGGGUAAUUAAAAGGGAUCCCUCACGCGUUUGAUGUGCCCCUGUCCCGGCUGUGGGAGCAUGCGGAGCGCCCCCCGAAGCACAGGAGGGGGUGGCAGCCUGGGGAGAGUGUGCUCACGCCUCUGAGGGGGAAGGGGACAGGAAGUGGCACACAGAUGGAUUAAAUCAGGGGCUUUUGCAUGACCAGAGUAACUGCAGGUUAAGGACAGUGUUAUUGCAGAGUGUGUAAGGCCACUGGCAAAUCAUCCAGUAAAGCCCCCAUAGCAGCGCGUUCCAGCAUACACACCGGCUGUAGAAUGCCUUAACCAGGUUGCCUUGGUUAAAGGCACCUCUUUAAGCAAAUGGAAGUGGAUGCUACUAGUCCAUGCAUGGCUGGUGGUCUUCACUGUGGCUCAUGAGCUCUCCACCUUCACAGAGCAUUUAAGUCCAGCACAAGAUCACUGCUGGAUCAGUGUCCUCAUCAUUGCUUUGAUGCUUCAGACAAAGGGCAGAGACAGGGGACGUGUCCGUGUUGUCAACCCAUGAUUGACUGUGCGAGCUCUAGGAGUUGUGCCUCCUGCCGCCCACACUAGUAAUUAGCAGUCGCAAUGGUGAUGACCCCCAUCAACCCCCCCCCCC
Megalops cyprinoides (Indo-Pacific tarpon) is the source of this 3333-nucleotide messenger RNA. Its product is annotated as G patch domain-containing protein 2-like. The record is from RefSeq and is a predicted model, not a curated record. The coding region runs from base 62 to 1495 and encodes 477 amino acids. The transcript has 10 exons. NCBI's taxonomy places the organism in Eukaryota, Metazoa, Chordata, Actinopteri, Elopiformes, Megalopidae.